This is a messenger RNA of Patella vulgata (common limpet), 484 nucleotides long. Its product is annotated as probable carboxypeptidase X1. The transcript is spliced from 5 exons. Bases 11 to 484 code for a protein of 157 amino acids. Lineage: Eukaryota; Metazoa; Mollusca; Gastropoda; Patellidae. The record is from RefSeq and is a predicted model, not a curated record.
UCAAAUCAAGAUGGGUUUGGAGAAUUAUCGUAUUGUCACUGACAGUCAAUUGACUGCUUCAUCACAAAUUGAUAAAGAUCAUGGGCCAACCAGUGGACGACUUACUGUAGUUGACCAAAGCAAUGUUUCUUGGGUACCAAAAUCUACUGAUACUAACCGUUGGAUCCAAGUCGACUUUUUAGAAAGGAAGUCAAUAACAGGAACCGUAGUUCAAGGAGGAUCAGAAUAUGGAUGGGUUUCUAAAUACAACACAUCAGCAACAACAAAAACCAUAACAUUCAUUACACCAACAGUCACAGGAUCAACUACAGAAGGAACAACAACUAAAGUAUGUAUGAUUCCAAUGGGAGUAGAGAGUAGAUAUGUGAUCAAUCUUAACCAGUUAACAGCUUCAUCCCAGAUUGAUAUAUCACAUGGAGCUGACCAGGGACGAAUCUACAACACAGCUGUUAAUGGACAUGGUAGUGCCUGGAUGCCAUUGUAA